Dermacentor andersoni is the source of this 1239-nucleotide messenger RNA. Lineage: Eukaryota; Metazoa; Arthropoda; Arachnida; Ixodida; Ixodidae. The record is from RefSeq and is a predicted model, not a curated record.
AUGGAACGCAGCUUCGUUCAACUCAGGGGUCAGUGGAGGUCACACUACAGGUGCCUUCUAACCAAGUGGGGGUAUUUGCAGCUGCUGCGACCAUCUUCAAGGUCGCAGCAGCUGCAAACUCUGUCGGACCUGUCACCCCUAGGAGAGCGGCAAGUGGCAAUUCAGUGCAUGUUUGCUUUCACAAUCAUCGCCCUCUCAGCCCGGAAUAUCACACGGCCUUUUGCGGUGUAUGAGCGACGCAGCACUCAGUGUAUACGUUGCGAGCAACCGUCGUCAACACCACGGGGUGGCGCUGGUGGCGGCGCAGGCAUUCUGAAGCUCCUGGAGAGGAGCUUCCACCUGCCGCACACGCUGGUGCUGUUCGUGCUGACGACGCUGGGCUCCUACGGCUACACCUUCACGGCCGACUUCACGCGCAUCGCGACCGACGCGACGAACAGCUUCAGCGAAUCCGAGCUGCUCGUCGUGUUCCUGCCGGCCCUGGCCUUUCACGCCACGCACGGCAUCAACUUCUACGUCUUCCGGCGUUGCCUGGUCGAGAUUCUGCUCUUCGCCGUCGGCACCACCGUGAUCAACACGUACAUCAUGAUGGAGUACAACAUGGCCAUCAUGCGCAACAAGUUCGGCCGACUCUGGUGCUUCAUCCUGGGCGCCCUGCAAACUUGCACCGAGCGCGUCUCCGUCGCCGACAGCCUGCUCAACAAGGGCAAGCACCCGAUGAUCGCCACCAUCCUGAACGUGGAGACCUUAGUGAGCGCCAUCCUGUCGUGGGACAUGCUGAGCAUCAUCAUCCGCCAGGCCCAAAGUCACAAGCGCAUCAGCGUGAUUCCUCUGCUGCUGGACAUGAACAUGUCCAUGGUGCUUAGCGGAGCAUGCGGCCUGCUGUGCGCGUUUCUGGUGAAGGCGACGCUGCACCGCUGCCGCUUCCAGCCUCAGAGCAUGGUCGUGUUCGUCGUGGCCUCGUCGUACGCCCUGUUCGCGCUGCUCAAGCUGUACGGCGGCUGCGGCAUCUUGGGCGUCAUAUUCUUCUGCGUCAUGAUCAGCACCGACACGCUCAUCACUUCCACGGGGCUGGAGGACGAGCUCAAGAGGUACUGGGAGGUGCUCCAUGAUACCAGCGAGGUGAUAUCGCUGCUGUUGUGUGCCCUCUAUAUCGGCCACGAGAUAACGCCCAAUGUGAACGCCGCCGACAUAAGCACAUCGUUGUUGACUUAUCUGGUAGCCGUCGCGUCGCGGUGA